AUGAGCCCUUCGGUCUCGUCCCAUGCGGCAAAUCCUGAUUGCACACCGGCACGGAUUGACCCGGCUGGCCCAUUGGAACGUCCCAAGCCAGCCACUUCAGUGCCUAAUCAAGUUCCGAAUGUUGUGAUUGAUGAGCGAGUUUUUCCCUUGCCCGCUGAGCGGCGAGUGCAUGCCUCUCUGCAUCCAGCAGAGCAAUUUGCGCAGGACGUUCUGUCGUCUGGUGAACCUGUGACAGCAACUUGUGUUGAGCGCCUUUUUAAUUUGUUACCUUCUAAGACGGAUGUGCGAUUCAGUUCUGACUCUGGCAGAUCCUUUGUUGCGGGUGUCUUCCGACAUGGGGGCGUCGUUGGCCUCACGAACACCUGCCGUUCUUUUCCCCAAUCGGUUAGUUUGGCCAUCACCUGGGCCAUGCAGCAGGCCGGGCCGCAAGAGUUAUCCGACUUCACGUUUUGCUCGAUUUCUCUGAACCUCAAUGUUAAGACUGAAGUUCACCGCGAUGUAAAUAACGACGAUGCUGACAACCUCGUGCUGGCUGUGACCACUUUCUCAGGUGGGCACAUCUGGGUGCAGUCCGAGUCGGGCGGCCAUGUGCUGCCUGUCAAUGGGUCCUUGGUCCCUGGAGACUUGUAUGAUGUAUCCGCGGCCCCAGUGCGGUUCUAUGCUCGCAAGCGCCUGCAUUGCACAAUGCCGUGGACAGGCGAUAGGCUGGUCCUCAUCUUGUUUUCAGGCGGAGAUGUCGCUGCCAAAGUCAAGGGGUUGCCUCUUGAUAGUCUUAUGUUUCUUGAUGUUUUCUGUGGAACUGGGGGACUCUGCGCAUCCCUUCGGCAGCUUAGCAUGAAACUGAGUGUCGGUUUCGACCGUCACGCACAGCGGGGUUGCAAAUGUCCUGUUAUCUCGCUGGACCUCACGAAGGCGGGAUCCCGGGCCAUUCUGCUUGAUCUUCUCAAGCAGCCUCACGUGGUCGCGUGCCACCUGUCUCCACCUGUAACCACCAGUGGGGCCGGUCUCCUAGGCCCUCGCUCAGGUACUGAUCUUGAGCUGGUUCAAGGGGCUAACGCACUCUUUGCCAUGUCCCUCGAGAAUGCUUCACUGUCGCUCUCAUUGGGCCCAGCCGAUCAGCUGCCGUGCACCUCGAAGACCAAGCUGGUGUCGACGUGGGCGGCCUGCAAGGCGAAGCACCCACGUUCCUUGGACCAAGGCGUGCCAGCCGGCAUGUCGGCAUGUAUUGAUCGUUUGUGUGAGCACAGCUCGGUCAGUGUGGCCAGGGAUCGUACGGCCGAACUUCGCAAAUGGGUGCUUAGGAAGAAAGAGCUUGACGAAAGCUUUGUUGGACCCGAGCACUGCAAGAAGGUAUUAGCUGGCAAACCCAUGAAACUCUUCGGGGAGAUGGUUGAGGCUGCUGGACAUGCUGAUGUGAACCUGGUACGAGAUAUACAGCACGGUUUUGACUUGCUUGGUGAGAUCCCUUCCUCGUCUGUCUUGCCGAAGAAGACCACCGUGGCAUCUCUCAGCAUUGAGGACGUAAGAAUUGCCACCCCGGCAAAUCAGCGGGCGAUUUGGGAGACUACCCGCACUUGCAGGGACCCUGAAAUCACUUCGGAAGUGUAUCGCCUUACCUUGGAGGAGCGGGAUAAAGGGUGGCUGACAGGCCCCUUCACUCUCGCCGAUGUGCCGGAGACUGCCAUCAUUACACGCCGUUUUGGCGUCAGGCAGGGCGUGACGACAACGGCCACAGGUGUGGCAGCUAAAAUCCGGCCUAUCGACGACUUCACAGAAAGCUUGGCUAACUUGUCGUGCACAUGUGCGGAAACCAUUGACCCGCAUUCAGUGAACAUCAUUGCCCUGCUCCACAUCCACUGGAGCGUGUUCUUCGACGAUUUCGUGGCAGUGUCUUCUCCGGAGGAAAAGGGUCACCUUGAUCUUGUGUUGCGGUCGUACUUUGCCUUGAUCGGCUGGGAAACGUCCGACGAAAAGGACACUGGGUUCAGAAGUGUGGCAAAAGCCUUAGGGGUAGAAUUUUGCUUGGACGAGAUCCACUUAGGUCUGCUCAGGGUACAGAACACAGAGGCUAGGAAGCGCGAGCUUGUGUCCACCAUCGAAGCCAUCGUGCAGCAUGGUGGAGCACAUGCCAAAGAACUUGAAUGCUUGCGAGGUCGUCUUCAGUUCGCCGAGUCGCAGGUGUUUGGUCGGGGUGCGGCCCAGCGCAUGCGAGCUAUAUCAAAAGCAAUGAAGCUUUCGGGUUUCGUGGUUCUUGACGACUCCUUGACCGAGGCCCUGCUUUUCUUGAAAGAUCGAGUUUUGCACGGGGAAGCAAGGAUGAUCAGGGCCUGCGAUCGCCCCACCUACCACCUGUUCACGGACGCUUCCUAUGAGGCUGAUGUGCCAGCAGGUCUCGGGGGCAUCCUUUAUAGUGAUGGGGGUUUGCUUCUUAGGUGGUACUCGGAGUCUGCCGACACAGACGUUCUGGAGGCCAUAAACAAAGAGGGCAAACAAGGUCUGAUCUACGAGUUGGAGGCAUGUGCCGCAGUGCAGGGUGUGGUGCAGCUUUGCAAUUCCUUGAGUGACUGCAAUCUCAUUUGUUAUUGCGACAAUGAAGCCGCCCUCGCAGCUCUCAUAAAGUGUGCUUCCGAAUCACCGGUGGUGGCAUCGCAGCUCAACAAGCUCAGCAUGCUUGAGGAUGAGAAAGGAUUGAGUGUAUGGUUCGAGAGAGUGGAGUCGUCUGCAAACCCAGCCGACGAUCCUUCACGCUUUGUGCUUGGCAAGCUUCCCACUAGCUUCAGAGUCCGUUGGAUACCAGGCGAAGAGCUGUUGUUCUAG
Molecule: messenger RNA, 2817 nt
Organism: Symbiodinium sp. CCMP2592
Lineage: Eukaryota; Dinophyceae; Suessiales; Symbiodiniaceae
Source: the annotation of a GenBank genome assembly